Messenger RNA from Medioppia subpectinata, 637 nucleotides. NCBI's taxonomy places the organism in Eukaryota, Metazoa, Arthropoda, Arachnida, Sarcoptiformes, Oppiidae. The record is from the annotation of a GenBank genome assembly.
GGCGAUCGCAUACAACGACCCCUUUUGUUGAUACCGUUUGCGAACCACUCUUUCGGCUCAAGACAUGGCUUCCAUCGCGAGUGACACUCAUUUCAAUGACUUGAGUGACGACAACAUGUUUUCGUUCAUUCAUGAGAUAAUUGACGAAAUGUGUGGCAUUUGUCCGCUCAAGACAUCCAAAUACGUGCCAACCAUUUGGUCCGUUGAAACACAAUUCACUCAUUUUGUCGAUUAUAUGAAGACAUUGUUAUCGCAAUUGAUUGACAUUCGGGCCAAACAUGAGUCAUUGCGAGAAAUGCCUGAAAACACGCAGAAAGUAGUGUUGGAGUGCAUCGAAGUCCGGAGGCCUGAACUCCGCAAAGCCAUCAUCAAUGAGACCAUUGGUCACAACAAUCCAGUGUUGAAAGACUUCUUCUGGAAACUCAACGUUGUCUUAGACUCCGAUAAAAUGUGUGAACUCAACGAACCUCUCGUUAAUCUCGACUUAAAUAUCAACGAAGACACGAAUGGCACCAAAAAUGAAACAAUUGUGUCAAUGGAGUUGAAUAGAGAAGAGUUGAUGAAAGUUAUCGAUACUCUGGAAGAAGGACAGCAAGCUUUGAGACAAUCCUAUUGACAAUACUUAUGUCUCAAUACA